Molecule: messenger RNA, 2978 nt
Organism: Durotheca rogersii
Lineage: Eukaryota; Fungi; Ascomycota; Sordariomycetes; Xylariales; Xylariaceae
Product: WD40 repeat-like protein
Exons: 2
Coding region: 124-2856 (910 amino acids)
Biological process (GO): maturation of SSU-rRNA from tricistronic rRNA transcript (SSU-rRNA, 5.8S rRNA, LSU-rRNA)
Cellular component (GO): t-UTP complex; 90S preribosome; small-subunit processome
Molecular function (GO): protein binding; RNA binding
Source: RefSeq, a predicted model, not a curated record
AGGCAAGGUACCUAUCUACGUAGAAAUUUCGAAAUCUUCACGCCAUUUUUCCCGCCUCCAGCUUCUCGCUCUCUCUCGCAUACCGCCUCGGAUUGCGCGACGGGUCGGAUCGAAGCCGCAACCAUGGACAUCCAUCGCUGCCGCUUCGUGCCGUAUCCCCCUUCUGCCAUCAAUUCCGUCGCCUUUUCCUACCCGACCGUGUCCAAGUCCCAGAAGGGCGCCCCCGUCCGAUUAGCGAUCGGCCGAGCGAACGGCGACAUCGAGAUAUGGAAUCCCCUCCACGGCAGAUGGCUCCAGGAGGUCGUCAUGCAGGGCGGGAAGGAUCGGAGCAUCGACGGCCUCGUCUGGGUCGCCGAACCCGACCAGAUCCAGCAGGACGGCAUCAAGGUGAUCGGGAGGUCCAGGCUAUUCAGCAUCGGCUACACGAGCGCCGUUACCGAGUGGGAUCUGGAGAGCGGCCGACCGAGAAAGCACGCGAGCGGCAUGCACGGCGAUAUAUGGUGUAUAGGCGCCCAACCCCCUGUCGCGCCCGCCAAAAAGGCCCCGACGGCCACUUCGAGCAGCGCCACGCCAGCCAGCCGCAAGCUGGUCGCCGGAACUAUAGAUGGCAGCCUCGUUCUCUACUCGAUCGACAACGACGACCUCCAGUUCAACCGCGUCUUGGCGAGAUCCUCUUCUCGGAAGACGAGGAUAGUCAGCAUCGCCUUCCAGAACCGCAAUACUGUCGUCGUCGGCUGCUCCGACAGCGCUAUCCGCGUCUACGACAUCCGCAACGGCAACAUCUUAAGGACCAUGACCCUCGGCUCUGACCUUGCCGGUGGCGCUAAGGAUAUCAUCGUCUGGUCUGUCAAGUGCCUUAACGGAGGUGAUAUCGUCUCGGGCGACUCGACCGGCCAAGUCUGCAUCUGGGACGGAAAGACGUACACGCAGACGCAGAGGCUGCAGGCCCACAACCAAGAUGUCCUAUCCCUCACCACGAGCCCCGACGGCGCCACGAUAAUGAGCGGCGGCAUGGACCGUAAGACCGUCUUGUACAGGAAGACCACUGGUUCAUCCGCCAGGUGGAGCAAGGCUUGGCAUCGAAGGUAUCAUAAACACGAUGUCAAAACGAUGGCGUCGUUCGAGGGAAACGGCCUGAGUGUUGUCGUCUCGGGAGGACCGGAUGCCUGCCCGAUCGUGCUCCCUCUCCGCGAAGCUGGGGUGGAGAACCACCGCACCCUAUCGCAUCUACCCCAGAACCCCCUGGUGCAGAGCGCGCCGAGGGGUCGGAUGAUCGUCAGUUGGUGGGACCGGGAGAUCCGUAUCUGGCGACUAAGAAGGCCGUUGCGGGACUUGGUGGAAGAGCCGGACGAGGAGUCUUCCGUUGGCCAGAAUCGAAAGCUACUGGCGCAAAUCUUGAUAAAGGGCGAGGCGAGUAUUACCUCGGCGACGAUCAAUCGUGACGGGUCCUUGCUCGUGGUGUCGACGGUUUCCAACAUCAAAGCAUUCUAUUUGAAGCCCCGGAGCGUGGCGGGGAAAGAUGAACUCAAGAUCUCCCAAGUCGACGUACACGAGGACAUUUCUAAGCAUGGCGCCACACGCGUCCAACUUUCCCCCGAUGGGCAAUGGCUGUGCGCUAUCCAAGGGGCCAGUAGAGUUACCAUACUACCGAUAUUGCAGGGUUCUACUCCGGAUAACAAACCAGCGAUUCACCCUAAGGCAAUUCGGUUAUCCCGGAUCGAGAGAAAGAUACCAAAACAUAUCGCUCUAGGCGGUCUAGGGCGUUACGAUAGAACCAUCACUCACAUCGCGUUUUCUCCGGAUAGCCAGAUGUUAGCAGUCGCCGAUCUAGCUGGCUACAUUGACACCUGGGUGUUGGGUACACCGCAAACCAAGCUAGGGAACGGCGUCGACGGAACCCACGAUGAUACGUCUGCCGACGAUAAUUCGUCCGAAAGUGAGGAUGAAGGGGAAGACAAAAGCGGCAGAGGGGGCUUGCGAUGGACGCGCAACCCGCGGGGGUCCCUCAUACCUAAGCUCCAAGCAGCUCCUACCGUUCUAUCGUUUUCUGGUCACAUACCGAUAUCAAAACCGUCGACAGGAGAAGACGAGGCCGCUGAUGACUACACCCUCCUCACCGUUACCGCCAGGCCUCAAGUGCUAGUUAUCCAUCCCAGUCUCGGCUCUCUCACACCCUGGUCUAGGCGGAAUCAGAUUUCACGAUUCCCGCAUGAAUUCCGGAAUACCAGAGACCUCGCAAAGGGGGCCCUGUGGUCUGGCAAGAGGGUCUGGCUCUUUGGAAACGCUUUUCUCUUCAUGUUGGACCUUGGCCAGGAUUUGAAAGAGCCAACAGACACCCACGGCUCUUCUUUAGUAAAACAGGGAACCAAACGAAAGAGGGGGGGCCAUAGUGGCGCUGGUAGUAAGAUGGACAUCGGGGCCAUGGGACCCACCAAAGUCUCACGCCAAGCGGGCGGCGGCAAAAGGGCUGAAAACAUCCCCCUCGACGGCCCCGUACUCAACCCUACGGACGAGGAAGAAACGAGCCAUCCCGCAGGGGAGAGCGAGAGCGAAGACUCGGACGACGCGAUGCAAGGCGAGCUGGCCGUCCUACGGGAUGCCCAGGGCAAGCUAGCCCUCGAGUCGCAGGCAAGCAAGGGUGUGGCUUUUUGGCAUACGUACAAGUACCGAUCGAUUCUGGGGAUUGUCGCCCUCGGCGAAGCAGGAAGGGAAGAGGAGGGGAACUCGAAUGGGGCAACCGGAACGGCCCUGAAUGGGGGGCGCCCGGAGCCGCUCGAGGUAGCUUUGGUUGAGCGGCCGCUGUGGCAGAUCGAUAUGCCCGACCGGUACUUUGCAGAUAAGGAGCAGGAAAGGUGAUGCGAGGCUUGUCCGCCUGCGUGUGUAUAUACGUGUGUUGUUCAUAGAUAAACUGUUGCUCUACGAGCCUGCUAUAAUGGACGAGCCGAGGCCGUCAAAAGACAAAUUACUUUUCACGCACC